AUGUUCACAAUACCUAAAAGGCCCCAUUUCCUUCACCCCAAAAAUGUCAGAUCUGUAAUGAAUCGCGCUACUUUAGAACAAAUAAUCAGGGUAGACCAUGCUGGUGAAUUAGGGGCUGAUCGUAUAUAUGCAGGACAAAUGGCAAUACUGGGACACACUUCCAAAGGCCCCUUGGUGAGGCACAUGUGGGAACAAGAAAAACACCACAGGGCAACCUUUGAAAACCUCAUUCAGAAGCAUAGAGUUCGUCCAACGGUCAUGACCCCCAUUUGGAAUGUAGCUGGAUUCCUAUUAGGUGCUGGGACAGCUCUACUUGGAGACAAAGCUGCUAUGGCUUGCACAGUUGCAGUUGAAACAGUGAUAGUUGAGCACUACAAUGACCAAUUGAGGAUGCUCUUGGAGGAUCCGGAAUGCAACAAAGAGCUAUUGGAAACAAUUACUAAAUUCAGGGAUGAAGAACAGGAACACCAUGAUACUGGUAUUGACCAUGGGGCUGAACAGACUCCAUUUUAUGAAACAAUCUCAAAUGUCAUCAAGAUAGGAUGCAAGGCUGCUAUUCAAAUUUCCAAGGUCAUUUAA
Molecule: messenger RNA, 579 nt
Organism: Phaedon cochleariae (mustard beetle)
Lineage: Eukaryota; Metazoa; Arthropoda; Insecta; Coleoptera; Chrysomelidae
Source: the annotation of a GenBank genome assembly